Messenger RNA from Drosophila obscura, 5768 nucleotides. RefSeq lists its product as uncharacterized. The coding region runs from base 932 to 4999 and encodes 1355 amino acids. The record is from RefSeq and is a predicted model, not a curated record. Lineage: Eukaryota; Metazoa; Arthropoda; Insecta; Diptera; Drosophilidae. The transcript is spliced from 6 exons. Gene Ontology annotation, biological process: regulation of transcription by RNA polymerase II. Gene Ontology annotation, cellular component: nucleus.
CGAACGAACUACCAGAACAAGUUAGUUCGGUCACACUGUAGCGCAGAUAAAUUACAUUUUGUUAACAAUUUAAAUUGUUAUUGAAAAUACGCGUAAACACACAAGAAAAUCAAUGCAGCUUCUGCUAAAAUAGGCCACAGCACUCGCCGUACUGCCACCGCAAUGUGUUGAGAGCAAAGUGCGUUCGGAAAUGCGAUUUUGCCAUAGGUCCGUCCACGACCCAAAACAAGAAAAAUUCGCAAACCGCCACAACGAAGUUGCAAUGCGCUGCAAUUGAGAAUUGAGGUAUUCCAUACAGCAUAUCAUAUCACCAGCAAAGCCACUAACUGUGCCGCCGCAUUCAAUCAUUGUGCUAACCGACAAACCCCAAUCGCCAAAUAGAACUGAAAAUGGCAUUUCUGAGCCCAAGCCAAUUGAGAACAUUCAUCUGUUACAAACACCGCGUGUUUUUGGCGUAGCGUGCAAAACAACGCUGUCAUCUGUCGAUAACUUUAUCGGCUGCCUUGUUUGUGCCCCUGUUAUCGCGCAAGGACUACGAGAGCGCCUGCCGCCUCGCUCGCCGAAAACCUUUCGCCAGUGGGUGGGUGGUGUGAAAAAAGUGCGUGCAGAAUUGUUUAUAGGCUAAGAAAACUGGCACCAGCAGCGCCCUGCACUAAUAACUAUUAUCGGCUAAUUUGGCUCGACUUGAACAGCUACGGUUCGCCUGGCGGCUGCAUAGGCAAUGUGACAGGACAUCCCAUGCCGUAUGCUUAUGUAGAGAAGGCUGUGCAUCCCCCUCCCUUGCGACGCGAAGUUAUCAGUUAUCAGGCACAUUCCGCCCCGAAGGCUGGACUGCUAGAUAGGUACAGGUACUGUCCAUGAUCUCAGGUCUUCCCUCCCGUGAGACAAGUUAGCCGAACGGACAACUUCAGUGAUAGAGAGCAAUAGCACAAUGGCCAACAACAAUCACCCGCACGGCCACCUCAGCCAGGCCGCCCAGAACCCAUCAUGGAACCCGCUGCAAAUACCAUCGUACAUUCCACGGCAGCCGCAACUCGCGCAUAUGUCGAACGAGCGGCCCAUGGUGCGCUCGCCCCUGGCCUGGCAUGCCUCCGUGUCCGCCCAGCCACCGCCGCCGCCAGAUGCGCUUUACAAUUUUAUGUCGGCCAAUCAUAAAAACCUGGAUCACCAUCAUCAAAUGAAUCCCUUGCUGGCGCCGCCAUACUCUGGAACCUUGCCAUUCGACUCCAUGGACCUCUCGUUGCAGUCCGCCCGCAGCGCGGCCCAGCCGCUGGCCAAGCAGCCACAACAAUCCCAGCAGCAGCCGCAGCAGCAGCAAUCCCUCAUGCAUGCCCCGAACUAUCCAACGAUCAGCCAAAACCUAGCGACAAAUGCAACGCCAACUAGCGCACAGCUGCAACAGCAGCAAGGACACCUCGCCGCUAUGGCAGCGGCCCAUGCCAUGCUGCAGUCGAGCAACCAGAAUGCAGCAUCUUCCUUAAUCCUCUCCAAUGGUAGCGAUUGUGAAUCUCUGCUACCACGGCCGCCAUCCACAGCUAACCUACCAACCGGCAGCAGCAGCAGCAACCAUACCAGCAGCAGCAGCAGUAACCAUACCGGCAGCAACAACAAUGUCCCCAGCCCGCACUAUAUGCAAAAUCGCGACGAGAACUUUAAAUUGUCGCAGCUAAAGCGCAGCUUCGAGCAGGAAGUGCUAUCUUCGAAGAGCAUGCAGAAGGACAAACUGUCGCCGCACAAUCUCCAACAUCAGCAGCAGCAAUCCCAGCAGCAUGCGAAUAAGAAACCCUCACCCUUGCGCAACUAUCAUCAGCAACAGCAGCAGCAGCUGCCGCCGUAUAACUUAACCCCAAAAUACAAUGGUCCCCAAACCCCGCCAACUCCGCAGUCGCCACUGGCCGGGCCUCAGCACCAGAUGCACUCUCCUACAAUGGACUACAAUCAGCUGCAUCUGCACCACCAGCUGAAUAGUGGAGUAGGUGGCAGCCACGGGGGAGGGGGCUACCAGCACAUGCAGCAAGAGCAGCCGCAGCCGCAACACUUGCACUAUCAUAAUCAGCAUGUGGGCAGUCAGAGUGUUUCGGCCGCUUCUCCUCUGCAUCCGCCACCGCCCCAUUUAGUUAGCUCUCAGUUCCACGCCCAACAGCAGAGCACAGCCCAGCAGCAGCUGCAGCAGGCGCCAUCAACGCCGCAACAGACGACACAUCAUUCCCGCAGCUCGCAACUGACGAAUCUAGAGUCGAUGGCCAAGCAGAAGACGCAGUCGGAGACGGAGAAUCAAACAGUUAUCACGGAUCUAUCCUAUCGGAAUGCGGCGCCUUCGUUGCCACCCGCUCCGGCGGUAGAGGUGGAUAAACCAGCAGUAACAGAUGCACCCGAAUCACCCUACCUGACCACAUCCAACGAGGAGUCGCUGGAGUCGAAUAGCAACAGCAGUAACAGCCGCAAAAGGCGCAAGCGGAAGUCCAGCCUCGUCAUGCGGGUCACACCCAAUGAAAAUGCGCCCGAGGGAGGAGGAGGAGGCGCCACCGCCAAGCAACAGCAGCCUGGAAACACGCCCAGUAAUCACAGCAACACCUGCAGUCCAAAGCAGUCGCCCAAAAUCGCAGGCUCCGACUUUCAACCCUUUGGCCUGCAGUCCGAGUCUCAGAAUGACAAGCAGACGAAGCAGGAGAACGGACGGGGAUCCUCGCCAUCACCCACGGAGAACAGCAACAGCUCCACGCUCUACAACGAUGAAAAUCCCAAGACGAAGAAGCAGCGGCAGGCCCUGCUCCAAAGAAACCUUACGGAGCAGCAGCGCAUCCACCACGAGGAUGAACCGCCGAUAAAGCACACUCCCCCGACCAUGCCACCACCGAGUCCCCAGAGCAACAGCAGCAGCAGCAGUUCGAGCAGCUCCAGCGGCAACACGCACAGCAGCCAUAGUAGUCAUGCUACUAGCAUGCCUAGCAACGAUGUACGUAGGCCAGAGAAGCCGGAGAACGAUGAAACCAAUGCCACUACCGACACGCCCGCGUCGCCAGCUCUCGUGGAGCAGGGAAACAUUGAUGCCAGGCCGGCGGUGAGUGUGCACGAGUGCGAUGAAGAAGAGGAGCCAGUGGGAGGUGCCACCAAGGAGCCAGAAUCACCUCAACUGGCACCAGUUAUUCCCUUGCCCCUGGAAGGUCCCGAUACAGCCGGCACAGCCACUCCACCAGCUAAGGAAACACCAACUGCGGCCAACUCUGAGCACUGUACGUUUGGAGAGGUAGAGGAUAAGCUGGAGGAGAUGUUUGCUGGCAUCGAAGAGGAGCCCGAACAGAAUGGCCCACCGGAGAAGCCUGCCCAUCCAGACGAAGACGCAGUGGCGCACGAUUUGAGUACUCAGCUGGCUCUGGACAGUGCCCAAGUUGAGGAUAAGCCUGCGGCAACGAGGACACCAGUGUCGGAUUCACCUGCAGCAAAUCUUCCACUCCUCAUCCCCGAGGUGCGACCCGUAGCCACUAAGGCAGCGAAGAAGUCCACCAUUCCCAGUCCCGUGCACAGCCCCACGCCAGAAACUCGCUCCACAUCAACGCCUUUGACUGGCACCGAGGACAUCAAGUCUCCUAGCAUCCUAACCCCUCCCAAGGGCACGACCUCCCGCCGGCUGCCACCACGAAGGCUCUCUAUGGGCAUGGAUGCUUCCCUGCUGCGUUUCAUGAUCGAUGAGCCUACAGGCAAGGCCAAAAAAGCCGGUGGCCGUGGCAGAAAGCGGGCAGCACCCGAGCCAGAGCUCGACAGCGAGGAUGAUAACAAGCCCAGUACCUCAGCAGCAGCAGCCGCGGCGUUGGCAGUACGCCAGCAAAACGAGGUGGCUGCCGCCAAAGCAGCGAUCCCCAAGGCCACAGCGACCAAGAAGAAGAACGCGGGGGGAAAGGGCAAGAAGGGGGCAGCGGUGAAGAGCAAGGCCAAGCCGAACGGAAAAAAGUCAAGCGCCGGCGGUCGCAAGCCGCCGACCACCGACGAGGACAGCACUCAGGCGCCAACGAAUGGAGGUGGAGGUGUUGAUCUACGGUUCAAGUCGCCCUUCAUACUGAUCAAACCAGACGGCAGCGUGAGCAUCAAGAACACACACAGCGCCGAGGACGUCAACGAGAAGCAGACCAAGGCCAAGAAGGCGCCCCACGAGAGAAAGAGUCUGCGCGGAAUGCACAGCUCCACACUGAGCAACCGCUACGAUGCGGACACCACCGACUCAACCUGGAUCUGUGUGUUCUGCAAGCGCGGACCGCACAAGAUGGGCCUGGGCGACCUCUUCGGACCCUACCUAGUGUCCAACGACUGUGACGAGUACCGAGCAGCUCUGCAGGCGCCCGGGAGCCAGGACUUCGAUGGCGUCUUCGUAAGCAAGCGCAGGCGGGAGGAUAUGGUUCAGCACCGACGUAACCUGCCCGCGGUGCCAGCCACGCUGGCACACAUCAUGCAGGGACCAAAGAUCAGCAUGCACAAGCGGAAGCGCAAGCACACCCACGACAGCGUCUACUCCUGCAGCGAUGAUCUUAACGAGUCGCAGUCCUCGCAGGAUCCGCUCGACUGCACCCAUGAGACCAAGUUCGUCGAGACAUUUCGGGGCAUGUGCAAGACCUCCGAGCACGGGUACGAGGUCUGGCUGCACGAGGAUUGCGCAGUGUGGACCAACGACAUCCAGCUGAUCGGCGCCCAUGUGAACGGACUGGAUGCCGCUGUGUGGGACAGCACGCGAUACCAUUGCGUCGUCUGCUCCCAGACGGGGGCCAGUGUGUGCUGCUUCCAGCGGUGCUGCAAGGCGACUGCCCAUGUGCCCUGUGCGCGCUCCUCCAACUGGACUCUGGACGAGCAGGAUCGCAAGGUCUUCUGCCAGAUGCAUGGGCAGUCAGAGUCACAGACGCAGUCACAGCCACAGCCACAGCCGCUGGAGGUCUUCAAAGCUGAGCCUGUGGCAGCAGCUCCGCCAGCAGUUGCCCCACCACCCAGGUUCGAUGUCAAUUCGCUUCCCUGAGUACGAGUUCGCGUCCGGGACUGCCUCCUGAUCGCCAAGCGUUGAGCGCAGCCUCUGCCUCUGGCUUACCCCGAAUCCGCUGCCCUGUCUACCGCAGCCUUCACAUAGGCUUUGUAAAUAAGUUUCCCGGUCCGGGGGCGUUUCGUAAUCGCAUUAGAAGUGUUUUGUACAAAUCCGCUGUACAUUUGACAAGCUUUGACGCACAGCACAGAUGAUAUCAAUCAAUGCGUCUCUAUGCUCUAGUUAGAUUCCUUUCGCAAGUCCUUAGUUGUCUAUACUUAAAUUAUUCUUUCGAAGUCCACAGACGCGCCAGCACUGUGUCCCCCCUUACAUUAGUACCUUUUAGUUUAAAUUAAUUUAAUGUCCCUCCCACAUCAUCACGUAUGCCAAUUGAUUAUUUAAUUCAGUUGAAUGUCCUGUCCUCCCUGCCAUACGAUAGCGCAGAAAAUGGAUACAUACAUACAUACUUACCGACGAGUAUAUAUGCAAUUUUCACAGCAUUCAUUCAUUUCACUGGAGUGUUGAGGUGGGCAGCAAUGUAGUGUAGGGUUUAAAUAGAAAUGAGAGAACAUUCGAAGCCCUAUUCAAAAUGGAAAACAAUUGUAAAACAAUAUAAUUCUAAAGUAUAAAUAAUAUUAAUAAUUAUAAUUAUAUUAAUGGUAAGUUAAUCGUAUAAAUAGAACCUUGUAUUGUAUUCAUACAUGCUAAGAACUGUACGUAUAUUGAUGAUAACUUUUAAUUCUAAACGUAUAAACAAUAAAAACUUAAU